Messenger RNA from Acanthamoeba castellanii str. Neff, 384 nucleotides. RefSeq names its product TAF9 RNA polymerase II, TATA box binding protein (TBP)associated factor, putative. The coding region runs from base 1 to 384 and encodes 127 amino acids. The record is from RefSeq and is a predicted model, not a curated record. The transcript is spliced from 2 exons. Gene Ontology annotation, molecular function: protein heterodimerization activity; transcription coactivator activity; RNA polymerase II general transcription initiation factor activity. NCBI's taxonomy places the organism in Eukaryota, Discosea, Longamoebia, Acanthamoebidae. Gene Ontology annotation, cellular component: SAGA complex; transcription factor TFIID complex. Gene Ontology annotation, biological process: RNA polymerase II preinitiation complex assembly; DNA-templated transcription initiation.
AUGGACGAGGUGGUCAAGUCUGGCGAUCUGCCCAACGAUGCCAAGAUCAUCGCGCAGAUCCUCAAAUCGAUGGGAAUCGACGAGGUCGAGGGCCGUGUCAUCCCGCAGCUGCUCGAGUUCAUGCACCGCUACGUGCGCGAGGUGCUCGAAGACGCCGCCAUCUACGCCAACCACGCCGGCAAGGCGUCCGUGCUCGACCUCGACGACGUACGUCUGGCCAUCCAGUCGCGCGUCAACUACUCCUUCACGCAGCCGCCACCGCGCGAGUUCCUCAUCGAGCUCGCCCACACCAAGAAUGUCGUUCCGCUGCCCUUCCCUCCACUUCGCUCGCUCCUUCCGUCCUCCUCCACUUCAUCAUCAUCGUCCACUUCACCUUCCGGGUGA